AUGCCAACAAACAUGCUCGAUCUCAGGUCACACAGGAAAAGUCCCUACCAGAACAGCCUUGUGUCACAUCGUUCAAGGGCCGCUUCAAGAGUAUCACCCUCCCUGCCUCACAUCCGCAGCCAAGGGGAAGUCGUCCCCUUGCCCAUGCCCAUCCCAGCAACGAGUCUCGCAGCACCAGCACCAGCAGGAGCAUCAACGAUGAAAGGAAGAUUCCAUUCUGGACAGACGGCGCUCUCACUCCGCACACCCGAACGACGCCGCCUGCGGCUCUUCAGGACUACCCAGAAGCAGAAUCACCAUUACCAGCAACAACAGCAGGAGCAGGAGCGGGAGGAUGAUGAGCGGUACAUCGUGGAUGCAGAGGUGGAAGCAGAAGAGCGAGAAAUGGUGUCGUCUUCUAGCAUGGAUGUGGAUGUGGAGGAAGUGGAGAUGGAGAAGGAGAAGGGACCGGCGAUUCUCCGUCUCUGCCCUGAGGUGUUGGCCUUGAUUUUCCACUAUGUCUAUGUUACACCAGUGGUUCAUCGUCCUCUUCCUUCCUCUGCUGCUUCUGUGGUUGCUGCGUCCGAUAAUGAAAUGCAACCACCACCAUCCUCCCCGCAGGCACACACCCAUCAACAACAACAAAAUCAACUAGAGGAACAAGAAGGUCAGAGUCAACAGGAAUCGUCCAUGGCGACCCUGUGCCUGACCUGCCGGGCGUUUUACCCCCAGGCCAUCCGUAUGCUGUGGCAACAAAGGACCCUGACCAACUUUGACGAGCUCACGCAGUUUUAUCAGGCGAUUGAUUUCUCUGCUACCCUCACCAAACGACACCAAAAGCAGCGACUCCUCCAACAGCAACAACAGAUUCAGCACUUGCAACAGCUCGGCAUGGGCAUCGAGGGCUAUGCAAUGGAAGAAGGGCUGUUCACCAACAAGGCUGCGCUUCGGAUAAAAUCGCUUACGCUGCUUGAUAUGUCGCUUGGAUCGUCUUUGGCUUCUUUGCCCUUGGCUGCAGUCGUUGCCUCUGCCAAUGCUGCGUCGUCGACCUCUGUCGAGUCGGGUGCGCUGUCGAACACGUUCUUUGGAAGCAGUAGUAACCAUGCUGGAGGCGACCCUGCUAGUCUGGACCUCUGCCAAGGGAUCGACUCUUUGGCCCCCAGGAGUAGUAGUGCUCUUGACGACAGCUUGGCGAUGGCGGGAUUGUCCAAAGAAGAUCCCACCAUGGCCCUUGCCUCUUCUUCCUCUUCCUCCUCUUCCUCCUCUUCCUCGUCUUCGUCGUCGUCUUCGUCGUCGUCUUCGUCCAGUUCUUCUUCGUCGUCUUCAGCAUCCUCUUCGUUGUCGCCCUCGCAGUCAGUUGUGGUCCACUCGUCCUCUCAGAGCAGGAGACGACACCGCCAGAAGACAACAUCUAUCUAUAGCGACAUGGUCUCUCCCCGGCUUCUCCACACAAUUGCUCACCAUUGCCAUGCCCUCGUUGACCUUACACUCUGCAUGGACAAGAAAUCAUCGUCGUCCUCCUUGUCUUCCAGAACAACACUUCCUGCGAUCCACCAGCCGACCAUCCCCCUCUCGAUCCUCGCAGGGUCACUCCUCUCCCUCAAGCGUCUGGCCCUGAUGGGUCUGGUCUGUGACCCCAACAAGAACAAGACUGGAUCGGAGCUUUUGGCCUUUGCUGAACACAUCCAACCCCUCGAACGUCUCUCGAUCCGAUCCUGUCAGGGGAUUGGCCUUGAGACCUUUGUUGCCUUGGCCAGUCGGUCGAGUGGUCGGUUGUUGUCGGUGGAUUUCCAAGGGUUGGACUUCAAGACAAACCAGGAGUUGACGGAUGUGAUGGCAGCGUUUGCAAGGCAUUGCAGGAGCAUAAAGUCGGUGACACUGUCAUGCCUGAACUCGUUGGCGAUGGAUGGGGUGUUAGAGGCGUGGGCACAUUAUCAGCCCUGUGAGUUGCAAGAGCUGCAUGUCCUUGGUCACGAUACUUUCCUCACCCCCGCUCAACUCCAACAGCAGCAGCAGCAGCAGCAACAACAGCAACAAGGUCUUGGUGGGGCCGGUGUUCCAGCCCCUAAUGCUGCUGCAGUCCUUCCUCCUCAGCAGCAGCAAGCAGACAACAUCCUCCCUGAUGGUGGAGUUCCGGUGCCGUUCACACAAAUGUGCCACCUUGUCGACGCCAAUGCCGCUCUCUCAAGUCUGUCCCAGAUUCCCCUCCGUCGUUUGACACUGUACUGCCGCGGCAUCACCGACUACGCCCUCCUCCUCUACCUCGCCCAGUCCAAACACCUUGUCGACCUCGUCCUCCAAGAACCCACCAGCAUCGUCAUUCACCACCCCCAGUUCCACAACUUUGUCCAACAGUACCACCCCUUCGGCCCUCCUCCUCCCUCUACUCCUGCGGCUGAGGAUGAUACUCCCUUUGACCAACCAGCACUGGUGGCAUCGACGGGGAGCAGCGCCUUCUUGGGACUGAUCAAGGCACGGUGCACUGGCUUGAAGUACCUGUUUAUGAAGCUGACGCUGGAGACUGCCCAAGAGUGGAUUGCACAAGAAUGCUUCCGUCAAGCUGGGCUGGACAAGUGUCUGUUCCAGUACCGGACUGCGACGGGUGCUCCUGCUGUUGUCCUCAUGUGGGACUCUCGCACUCAAAUUCCACCAACUCCUGGACUCAAUGGAGGCAUGGAGACAAACACGACUCCGGAGCACAAACAAGUCUUCCUAAAUGAGCUACACGAGACUCUCAAACGACUCGAUCCUCGCCGUGUCCACAGUGCUGGUUACUAUCGGAUCCUUGGCCGAGUGGUGGAGUAUGAUAUGGAUGGACAGACCGUGAAGAUAGAGUCAUGUUUCCAUGACGAGUUCAUGUCUCAACCCAUCAUCGUCCCCCCUGGCCCCAGGACGACUGCCACACAGCGCAAUAAGAAAGACCUCCAUCAUUGGUUGUCCACCCCUGAACCACAACAAAAACCAGGAGUAAGGUCUCACGGAAACGGGAAGAGCAACAACAACAACAACAACAACAACAAGAGUACGACGAUUGAUUUGGUCACAGACAGCGAGGGUGAGGAGGAAACUGUCGAGCCUGCAACCAGUGCCACCCACCAGCAGCUACAAGCGGGAGUGUCAGCCAAGAAACGCGUUGAACUGAUUGUUUUGUCCGAUGAUGAAGAGGAUCCUGCUCCAUUACAUGCUGAUGGUAAAGAGGACGAGUGCAACGGCCAGGAAGGACCUGAUGCAACAUUGGAUCCAACCAAACCGAGACGGGCGCCAAAGGUUAUCCUGUGGGUCGAUACACAACUUUUGAACGCACAAGCGUUUGAAAAGCACGCGCUGUACCAGUUCAUGGGCGAGGUCGUUUACUCCGCUUCCAUCAACACCGCUUCCACCUCCAGCAGUGUGGAAGCAGAUAGGAACAGUGGCAGGAAAGAAGGUGGAGGAGGAGGACAUUGGGUUCUGGAGGCGAGGAGUGCGAGAUUGAUGGAGGGAUUGGAUCUGUGGAGUUAUCGGCAGGCGAUUCUGUUGACCCGGGAUCUUAUUGUUCAGUAUGAGCAGCAGGCGCGGGAGCAGGAGAGGGAGAGGGAGGAGAGGGAUAGGGCAGAGUGGGAAAAGGAAGUGGAGAUGAUGACCAUGGAGUGA
Linnemannia hyalina is the source of this 3609-nucleotide messenger RNA. Lineage: Eukaryota; Fungi; Mortierellomycota; Mortierellomycetes; Mortierellales; Mortierellaceae. The record is from the annotation of a GenBank genome assembly.